AUGGAUAAGUUGGUGAAAGAAGAAAACUUACAAGGUGCUUUCCAAUAUUUGGAUAAUAUCACUAUUGCUGGACACACUCAAGAACAACAUGAUCAGAAUGUGCAGCACUUUCUUGAGGUCAUCAACAAGAGGAACCUAACUCUCAAUGCUACUAAAACUAUUAGAUCUGCUAAAUGGAUACAGAAUUUUUCUGCUAAAAUUCAACCGCUGGCAAGAGUAAAGAAAUUUCCUUUAAAUGAAGAAGCUUUGCUGGCUUUCGAACUACUCAAACAGGAAUUUGAAGGAGCAACACUACACUCUGUGGAUGAAAAUUUGCCUUUUGAGGUCGAAUGUGAUGCCUUGGAAGUAGCAGUCUCGGCAGUACUCAACCAGAGUGGCAGGCCUGUGGCCUUCAUGUCUAGGACUUUACAAGGAAGUUGA
This is a messenger RNA of Macrobrachium nipponense, 420 nucleotides long. RefSeq lists its product as uncharacterized. The record is from RefSeq and is a predicted model, not a curated record. Bases 1 to 420 code for a protein of 139 amino acids. The transcript has 2 exons. NCBI's taxonomy places the organism in Eukaryota, Metazoa, Arthropoda, Malacostraca, Decapoda, Palaemonidae.